Molecule: messenger RNA, 7780 nt
Organism: Caenorhabditis sp. 36 PRJEB53466
Lineage: Eukaryota; Metazoa; Nematoda; Chromadorea; Rhabditida; Rhabditidae
Source: the annotation of a GenBank genome assembly
AUGGAAUUGUCCAACUUCACCGCUCUUCUUCUUCAAAACAAGCUGAUAAGUCCGAGUGAACUGGCACAACCAUGGAUGUUGAUCACUUUCGGAUCGAUAAUGUUUGUGGUGAGUUGAAUGAAGAUGAAGAAAUACAGUUAAUCUCUGGCGCGCCAAAAUACAAAAAUGGAGAGUUGUGUUUCAAGUCAUCGCUAUGAAACUGAAAAUAAUUUUAAUAUUGCUCUACGAAGAUGAUUAUACACAACCCCUACCGUAGUUUUAAGUUUAAAGGCGCAUCACUGAUUGUGCAAUCAAUUCUUACAAAGUGAAACUCGCACAGUGAUAAAUUACAAACAAAUCAGUUUCAAAUUGAGCAUAUGAAACUGCAAAUAUCCUAUGAUCUUGUACAGGCCUCAAUACUCGGAAUCAUUGUCAAUCUACAAGUCCUCUACAGUUACACCCAUCAGAAAAUGUCGAGUUUUCUGAUAAUGUGCUCUUCGAAAACGAUUUCAAACGUCCUAAUUAUCAUCGGAUAUCUCUUCUACAACGCUCCAAUCACUAUAUUGUAGGUUUUACGGUACUUGACAUGCAAAAAUAUCCGAUUUUCAUUGUAGCCACAUCUUCAACGGUCCAACUUUUCUAAACAUGUUGGUCAAUCAGAGUGUUACCUAUGGUAUUUAUCUUCUUGGUACGUUCCGAUCGAAUAUUAUACUUUUCCACAAGUUUCAGUAUUUUUUUAGGCCCCGGCGUUCAACUCCUCCUCUCCAUUAACCGGCUUCUAGUAAUGUUCUUUGUGAAACAGUCCUCCACUCAAAAUAACCAAAAAAUCACUCUGACCAGUUUGGGAGUCUUCUGGAUCGUUUCCCUAACGAUCACGGGCCUAGGGACCGGCGGUACAUAGUCCCAAGCCCAUUGAUUAGUAAAAUUCUCGCUUUUCAGACGCCUGCAAUAUAGUUUACGUGCCGGAUCUGUUGAAUUGGUGGAGUAACGGAUGUGAUGACGUCAUGGCGAAGGGCGUCACGAGUUUCGUCCUUUUCUGCGGAGCCUUUUCGAUUGUCUGCAACCUUUUUGUGGUCUUCAAAUUGAUUUCUAGCACGGCAAGUGUUUUCGACGUUUCGCAACAAAAUUCAUCAUGGCGCACGGUCUCCAGAGCUGACAAUAUGGGCGUGGCCCCGGCGGCCAAAUGGCGUUUUCAUGAAUUGAGCACGUUUUCUCUGAUUUUUGCGGUCAACGGCGAUGAAAAAUGAUUGUUCGACAAGGAAAACACACUAAUUCUCAGAAUUAAUGACGUUUUGGCGCAUUUUUCGCGGACUUUGCUUUUUCGCCUUCUCAUUUUGCGCUUUUUUGACCGUUUUCAGACAGAAUUGGUUUUGAGAAUGAUAAAUCACGUAAAUAUAAGCAUUUUGAGCGCUCGAACCGCGAAAACUACCGAAAAGCAACUGAAAUUCACGCAUUUUUAGCCAAAAACCUUCAAACGGAUAAAUUUGAUUUACGACUUGACCAAAUUUAACGCUCUUUCGCUUAAAAAAUUCGUAAUAGCCUAUAGAAUCGGUCUAUCGAGAGACAAAUGAGAAAUUAUCGGUUUUUCGUGGCUAAUCUGGCGAAAAACACAAAUUUUUGCUGUUAAAAUUUGAAUUUCGCGCCAACGCAUCGCUCUAUUGGGCGGGGCGCACUUGCGCGCCCAUUGUCAGCAGCUCUGGAGGCGUCAACGUUCAGAACACUGGAGUAAUGGACGCAGAGUCGAGUCGCAUUCGGCGGCAGAAGUCUCGCAACCUGUUCAUCCAGAACUGCAUUCAAGAUUGUCUCUUUGUCACGGACACCCUCAACAGCUUUUUCUUUGCCGAAAUGUACGAGAAUGUGUUGUUCCGUUUCACGUUCAACUUAUUCUCAAAUCUGAUGACGCACGUCAUUGAUGGGUAUGCAUAAUUUCGAACCUAGUAGACACAUAGCAAAUGCUGAUUGUUUUUCAGGUGCAUUAUGCUAAUUUUCACGUACGAGAACAAAGCGGAACGGUUGAAAGUGUUGGCCGUGAAAAGUAUUACCGUCUCUCAGGCAUCCCGGUUUUGAGUGAAGAUUAUAUAUUGACACGUGGCAAGUGUUAUUGUCCUCCUGAAAUGCUUUUGUUUUCCCUCUUUCCACUAAUAAACUUGUUAUUCGUCUUGCACCUGUGCCGACCAAUUCCACAUAAACUCACUUCACAUUCCCGUCAAGAAAUGAGCGAGAAAUGGUUGAAGUACUCGAAUUUAACUCAAGAAUGGCUGCGAAACGAGCUGGUGUCCGACGAAGGACUCGCCGAGCCCUGGAUGAUAUUGUUGACCGGUUGGAUCAUGAUCUUGUUCUCUUUUAUCGGAAUCGCAAUAAAUGGCAUAGUGUUCUGGAGGUUCAUCUCCCGAAAUAUGCCCACCUUCUAUAUCCUUUGCACUUCGAAAACCGUUUCAAAUAUUAUAGUUCUCCUAUGUUAUUUCCUCUACAACGGCCCAGUUUCUGUGAUGUAAGAUCCAUGUAAAAAGUCUUUAAUUAUCGAAAUCCGUUAAAGGUUCGACGUGCGCACAUUCACCGGCCCUUCUACACUCAACUUUGUUUCCAAUCAAAUGGCCGCCUACAGUAUCUAUCUGCUGGGUCCUUUGACUCAAAUGCUCAUCACUUUCAAUCGAUUCCUCGCGGUUUUCUGUCCGUUUUCGUCGCAUAAAUGGCAUGAAAAGUGCGCGACAUUGAUUGGUUUGGGCGGAUGUUGGACGAUUGGAGUCUACGCGACUGUUUCUCCGGUUAUCAGUGAGUAAGGGAACACGAAGGGGCCAUCAAAAAGUUCCUUGGCGCAUCGAGUGAUUAGGCAACUGGGUCCGAAUUAAUACUAGUAUUUUUAAGUAUACGACAGCCUAUGCCCUACCGUAAUUUAAGCCGUGACAGUCAAGUCAACUGGAAAUCGGUUUUUUGAGCCAUUAUCGGUCAAGAGUGACAAUUUUCAGAAUGCUCUUUAACUGAUCUGUUCUCCUAGAAAAGCUGCACGCACAAAACUCAAAAUUAACUGUGAACAACAACUGAAUUUCUGAUUACUUCAGUCUGUGGGUUAGGCCUAGUACUAGUUUCAUUGAAAACUGACUGAGGAGACCUUUUUCAAAGUUGAACACGCAAAUUUUCUUUCUAAUUUGAAAUUCUAUACUAAUCAUUCAAUGUUUCUGUUCAUCAAAAACGUGUUAGCAAACGACAAAAUCCUUUUUUCGACGUAUUGUUUGAAACUUUCAAUUUUUCUCAUUUCCCAGUAAACCAAUUGGGACGGAAGUUGGAAGAUGAACCCAUUAGUACGUCCUGAAGUUUGGUACAGGGCGGUCCACUUUGAAGGCUACUUUCCAAGUCAGAAUUCCAUUUUUCAGGAGGAUGCAUGGCGUUUUACUACGUGGAAACGAUCACCUGGUACGAGUGGGGCGCGUGCGUUCAACCGGACGCCGAUCUUCAACUGGAAGGCAUCGCCGUACUGGCAAUAGUCUCGAAUGUCUUCAAUGUGAUAAUAGCUGCCAAGAUUUUGAUAUUAACGGUAACACGCUGAUAGUCAUUUUGUGACCAAUUCAACUUGGAAACCGAUUCAGAAGUCCAAUAAAUUGGUGUCUGAAGUGGUAAAAGUGCGGAACCGUAAAAACCGUCGGCUGUUUGUUCAAAACUGCUUUCAAGACUGGAUUUACGUGUUGGACACUGUGAAUAGCAGCUUUGUCCAUUGGUUUGACAAUCUCAUACUUUUCAAGUUUGCCAAUACCAUUUUAUCCAGUAUUAUGGUCCAUGUGGUUGAUGGAUGCAUAAUGUUGAUGUUCAACUAUCGGAAAAUCAAUGGAAAGAGGAAGAGCAUCACUAAUUUGAAUGUAAUUUCUAGAAAAUGUGCUUGAUUCUGUUGUACACUUUGUUUUUUUUUAAAGGUUCUAGGCAAUGUACCCACCUGACCACCUUGUUUUCCGUCUUCCCACAAAUAAACUUGUUAUUCACCUUUCCUACCAAUUCUCAUAAACUCACUUCACAUUCCCGUCAAGAAAUGUCCGAGAAAUGGUUGAAAUACUCGAACACAACUCAAGAAUGGUUACGAAACGGUUAUGUGCUCGACGAAGGGCUCGCCGAGCCCUGGAUGAUAUUGUUGACCGGUUGGACCAUGAUUUUGUUCUCUUUUAUCGGAAUCGCAAUAAAUGGCAUAGUGUUCUGGAGGUUCAUCUCCCGAAAUAUGCCCACUUUCUACAUCCUUUGCACUUCGAAAACCGUUUCAAAUAUUAUAGUUCUCCUGUGUUAUUUCCUCUACAACGGCCCAGUUUCUGUGAUGUAAGAUCCAUGUAAAAAGUCUUUAAUAAUCGAAAUCCGUUAAAGGUUCGACGUGCGCACAUUCACCGGCCCUUCUACACUCAACUUUGUUUCCAAUCAAAUGGCCGCCUACAGUAUCUAUCUGCUGGGUCCUUUGACUCAAAUGCUCAUCACUUUCAAUCGAUUCCUCGCGGUUUUCUGUCCGUUUUCGUCGCAUAAAUGGCAUGAAAAGUGCGCGACAUUGAUUGGAUUGGGCGGAUGUUGGACGAUUGGAGUCUACGCGACUGUUUCUCCGGUUAUCAGUGAGUAAGGGACCACGAAGGGGCCAUCAAAAAGUUCCUUGGCGCAUCGAGUGAUUAGGCAGCUGGGUCCGAAUUAAUACUAGUAUUUUUAAGUAUACGACAGCCUAUGCCCUACCGUAAUUUCAGCCCUGACAGUCAAGUCAACUGGAAAUCGGUUUUUUGAGCCAUUAUCGGUCAAGAGUGACAAAGAGUUCCUUGGCGCAUCGAGUGAUUAGGCAACUAGGUCCGAAUAAAUUCCACGGCACUUAUUCAGUGGUAGAGCUUUGGCGCUUCGUUUCAAAUACUCUACACUUUGAAGGCUACUUUUCAGGAGAAUGUGUCACGUUCUACUACGUGGAAAUGAUGACCUGGUACGAGUGGGACCCGUGCGUUCAACCGGACGCCGACGUUCAACUGCAAGGCAUCACCGUUCUGGCAGUAGUCUCGAAUUUCUUCAAUCUGAUAAUCAUUGUCAAGAUGUUGAUAUUGAAGGUACUUAAUUGAACAAAGAGAAAAAUUAUAUAUGAACCAGAAGAACUCAUUGCAGAAGUCCAAUCGAGUGGUGUCUGAAACGGCAAAAAUGCGAAACCGUAAAAACCGUCGGUUUUUCGUUCAAAACUGCAUUCAAGACUGGAUUUACGUGUUGGACACUGUGAAUAGCGGCUAUGGUAACUGGUUUGAUAAUCUCAAACUUUUCAAGUUUGUCAAUGUCAUUCUCUCCAAUAUAAUGAUCCACGUGGUCGACGGGUGCAUAAUGUUGAUGUUCAACUAUCGGAAAAUCGAUGAAAAAAGGAAAAGCAUAACUGUUUUCACUAGAAAAUGUGCUUGAUUCUGUUCUCGUGUCAAUAAACGCCUUUUUUGAUCUUUGAUAUUUGGAGAAUAUUGGUUUUUUAAUGCCACACACAAAAUGACGAAACCAACACGUUCAGCAUCAGUUUUUUCCAUCUGUUUGCUUGAAAUGAAGGAGGAAGACUAUGAAUAUUGGACAAUUAUCGAGUUUAUUGGAUGUAAGAGACCAGAAAAAAAGCCAAAGGAAUUAGACCCCAGUGGGGAUCGAACCUGUACCUAGAAUUCGGAACGAAACGCAAAAACACUAUCACUGUGCUACUGUGUCACUUAGAUCUAAUGCUCUCAGGCCGAUGAUAUUCUCGGUGUCAGGAGCUCUUAAAUCGGUGCUCGUAAAGUACCGUUCAAACUUUACCAAUCCGUACCAAACUUCAGGGACAUGAUCCCGGCUGCCUAGAGGGACCAUCUUCCAAGUUUGGUCCCAAUCGGUUCAAGUUGAACGACAGUGGAAUUGCUCUGUCUGUGUUCGUCGCGGUGUUCGAAAACGUGAACAACAAUGCAAUGAAAUCAGCGUUCUCGUGAUUUGAUUGCAUUUUCAGCCAACUUUGCAGUCCCGCUUCCCCCAAAAUACUUCCGUUUUGUCGAUUAUUCGUUUCAAGCCCGCCGAAACGUGGAAUUGAAUGGGAUUACGCGUGUCUGGUGAGCGCCGAUAAUUUCCAUUAUUUUCGGGGGUGUAAUUGGCGACCACGCGCAGUCUUUUGACUUUUUUUUCCAGCUCCGUCACCUGAUAUGUCACUCUCGAAUGAGACGCUUGAGCAGAUUUGGAUUGAGGACACCCGACCGGACGACGUCGCCGAGCCGUGGAUGACCAUUUCGGCAGGCAUUUUUAUGAUCGCCGUGAGUCGAGUACAUAGAUUUUGUUCUUUUUUCAAACGUUUUUGAAACUGAGUAGAAUUCCGCGAGAUUUCGGAGCGAAUUUCGUGUUUCUCGCAAAACUUUUUGUUGUUAUUCCCAAAAUAGCCUAGUACACGAUUUGCUAAUCUUUUCACCUUCUUUCCAAUCAACCAGGUGCCAAAGUUCGAAAAGAGUACACUUUUUGCGUACUUUUCAGCGAAAAACCGGAAUAUUAUCACUGUUUCAGCCAGUUGACAAAUUAUGAACCCGAAAGAACCACACUUUUCCCACUUUCCAGAUAUUACUGAGCACAAAAGAAAUUUGACCCCAAUUGGGAUCGAACCCAAGCCGUUUGUUUGAAACGAAAUGCAAAAAUGCAACCACUGCGCCACGCGCAUGUCACUGAGGUAUAGCGCUCAGGGCUAAGACAUUCCCGGUGAUUUCCCGGGUUUACCUUCUAAAUAUGGUCCCAAUCGGUUAUCCUUGCAGACGUCGACGUUCGGAAUCUUCAUAAACAUGCUCGUUCUGAGUCGUUUCGUCGCCAAAAACAUGCCGAGUUUCUACAUAAUGUGCUCCUCGAAAACCGUCUCCAACUCGAUCGUCCUCUUCAGCUAUCUCAGUUUCAACGGCCCCGUUUCUGUGAUGCAAGUUUUUAAGAAGCGGUAAUUUCUCAAUUAAUAAAUUUCUAGACGAUUAUAUUACGGUCCGGACUUUCUGAAUAUGAUACUCAAUCAAAUCGCCGCCUAUGGAAUCUAUAUUCAAGGUGAAUAAAAUAGUACUUUCAGCCGAAACUUGAAAGUUUUAGGUCCAAUGACCCAAGUGUGUAUAUCAUUUAAUCGAUUUCUGGUGAUUUACUUUGUUUCGCUGGCAAAACGGAAAAACGGACAAAGUGCAACUAUUGUCGCUCUCUCGAUUUGCUGGUUCAUCUCAUUCCUAGUCACUAUUGCCGGUAUUCCGGGUACGUUUCGCUGUGAAAAGCGUCCCAAUGGAUAUUGUACAUUUAGAAAACUGCACGAACAUCUACAACUUCGACAUUCUCACCUGGGACAACUUGGAUCCGUGCGUCGACGUGCUCGCCCAACUCGUCAUGUACUGGAUCGGCGUGUUAGCCGUCAUUUCCAACACGUUCAACCUGGUCGUCGCUAUUAAAUUGGUCGUUUCUGCGGUAAAACGAUUCUUGUGGUCGCUACAGUAACCCGAGGUAAUUCAGACCAAACAACACCUCGAUUCGGUGGCCACAAAACGUCGGCGCCGAACUUCGCGACGUCUCUUUCUUCAGUCGUGCUUCCAGGACUGGAUCUACCUGAUUGACACCCUUAAUAGCAUGUACGUCUACGCGUGGAGUUCGGAUAUUGUAUGGCAGUUUGUGUUCACCAUCUUUUCCAAUCUGUUCGUUCAUGUCGCUGACGGGUCAGUUUGAAAGUUAGAUUGAAGGAAAAGUGCAAAAAAAAAAUGCUGGUUUCAGGUGUAUAAUGCUGUUUUUCAACUAUGAAAAGAAGCCGAAAGCGUUGCUGGUGCCCUUGGCGUUGAGAAAACACGAAGUCACGAUCAAUGUCACGUUUUGA